CAUAAUUCAAAGCAAACCAAAUAUGAACUUUUACAACAACUCCUUCUUUGCCUUUUUCCUCUUGGUGGUGCUUGCUCUUUUUGGUACAACUGAAGCUUGUUAUCGAGAAGAUAUUGCCUGCAUCGUAGGCAAUUCUGGCUGUUUACAUUGGAACACUCAAUGGUCUUGUCAUCCUGAUCCAUCUGCCCGUCGACACCAUACUUGUGGUUUCUGGGGAACUAGCGAAUGCGAUGGUUGCUGUGGACCAUAAAUACUUUACAAGUUUACAUUUCUUGGUAUUUCUUGGAUCUUUUUUUUUUUUUUUGUUCCAUCAUUAUUUCAUACUGUAACCAUAUCCAAUGUAAUACCCUAUCUUUUUUUUAAAAAAUAAAAUAUGACAAUAUGAUUGUCCUCUUUUUUU
Molecule: messenger RNA, 400 nt
Organism: Halteromyces radiatus
Lineage: Eukaryota; Fungi; Mucoromycota; Mucoromycetes; Mucorales; Cunninghamellaceae
Exons: 1
Coding region: 23-250 (75 amino acids)
Source: RefSeq, a predicted model, not a curated record